Dendroctonus ponderosae (mountain pine beetle) is the source of this 3939-nucleotide messenger RNA. RefSeq lists its product as uncharacterized. The transcript has a single exon. NCBI's taxonomy places the organism in Eukaryota, Metazoa, Arthropoda, Insecta, Coleoptera, Curculionidae. The record is from RefSeq and is a predicted model, not a curated record. The annotation marks the transcript as partial.
AUGUUUCUCCUUGCGAUAGCGUCGAGUGCGUCGCCGCAAGAUGACGAUGACUCUUUGGAUACUGACGGCUUCCGUGAAGAUCAAUAUCUUCUACAAACGCCUACGCCGGGUGACAGCUCACCAGAAUCUAAGUCAAAAUACCUCGAUAAGUACGAGUUUUAUCGCGAAGAAAUUCACGACAUUGAUGCGGAAGAAGUGACCGCCUAUGAAGACGUAACUCGGUACUACGAGCACCAGGCUAAACUUUUUAUCGGACAACGGAAGCGCCUCGCCUCCACUGAAGAUUUAGAUAAUGCCGAUGUGAUAGAUACGCUUAAUUCUACCUCAGAAUUACUGCCUUCCAAUAGAGAUAAUGAUUAUACUGGAAUUGUUAAAAUAGGUUUAGAUAGCUUUAAGAUUGCAAGCAAAGAUUUGGUAAGGCCCGAUGCGCUUCUGGUGAAAUGCUAUACGUCGCCAGAAGAAAAGGGCGCAAAAGACUCGAAGAGACCUGAAGACUGGGAACGGAAAGAGAGAAAGACUGUUGAGAGAUUGCACGGAGGUGCUGGUAAAGAUAAAGUUGUCCCAACUGAGGAACAUGUGUAUUUAAAAACGACAACAGAAAAAGUUACUCUUAACUAUACAGACAAGAUUGCAUCCACUAGUUGUGAGACGGAUGAAAGCUCAGUAAAAAUCACAGCGAGCGCUUCGGAAAAAAUAAAGCACGAUUAUUCUGAAGAUGCUAACUCGGACAAGCAAAAAGGCAAAACACCAGGACUACCAAAACUAGACAAACAUAUUAUCCAAGUCCACCAGAGCACUUCUCCCCCUUCCAAACAUGACCUAGAUCCUACUCCUGACGUGUCUCCCAUUGACCAGGCUAACAAGCCCACAUUGGAACUUAUAAUUGGUCGUAAAGAGGUCAAAACGAAAGAUGCAUCUGCCACAGCAGAAAGUCGGUUGACACUUUAUGGUCGCAAGGACGUAGAAAUUUCAAUUAAAUCUCAGUCACACAUUUCUGUAACUACUAUUAGACGCGAUAACAAUGCGGGAACUGAAACUUCCGAGAAAUUUGAUGUCGGUUUUUGCACUACGGCGGGUACUGAUAAAGUAGAACCUUUAACUUCAGAUAAAACGAUUCAAAUGGAUGAUUACAUUAUUUCCCCCACAAAAAAGCGCGAAGAAAGUGUUAACUUUAGUGGCACUAAACAAGUCUACACAUAUGAGACUACAAACGAUUUAUCAGAAAUUGCUUCUUCUGCUAGUGAGGGCAGUGCUUCACACCAUGUAACCGAUACAGGCAUUUCGUUAACCAGAGGCACAACAACCGAAACAUUAAGCAUUGGAAGAAACAUUCAAGGCCCAGGCAUUCAAACGACUGGCUUCAUAUCUGAUACUGUUGAGGUCGAAGAAGGUGAGUGCACGGAUGCCGGCCUCAGCCCCAUUCAAGCCGAUGAAACUCUUCAUCAGGAAAUUGACGACUUAACUCUGCUGAUUGAAACUGGAACUAGUCCCAUUGAAUUUGGGGAUUCGAUUUCUUUGGUUACUUCUCAUAUAGACACAUCGGAUGCAGGCACAAUAACUGAUCACGUUGACACCAAAGACGCUUCAAAUAGUCCCAUUAAAAUAGAAGAAAGUCCCAUUUUGUCUGCUGCGGAUAUAUUAAAAGACGAAGAAAUUUUGGCGAAGAGGCGAGGAUCGGGAGAUGUGAAAGCCAAAAUUAAACAACUCGAGGAGCAUGCGUUUAGACAUGCUAUAAAAAGUGAGUUUAGGAAACCAAAACGAGACAUUGUAGACUCGGAAGAUGAAAUCUCGAGUAUGAAGGAAGAAGAAGCGUUGAGAGCUUCCACAGAGACCCUGGCUCAAGUGGAUGAUGAAGAAUAUAAAAUGGAAUCUAUAAGUGAACAUAUUGUUAAAGAGCAAGUUGAGGACUUUAGUGAAAAAUCGUUGAGCGUAAGCAAAACUGCUACUCCAACACACACGAAGCAUGUAGGCAAGAAAAUUGCCGAGCUGCAAAAAAUGUUCACUUCAGAAAAUUUAGAAACUCAGGUAAAAAUAGUUCCCAACGAAUCGCCAAUCUCAAUCCCUUCCGAACAAAAGCAGUAUCAAUUAAUUAAAUCUGAAGAAACGAUGCCCAUCCAAGAACCGCAUGUAGGAGAUGUAGAUGAGGAUGAAAAUGAAGUAUUUCGAUCGGUACGUGAUAAAAGAAACUUAUUCGAAGAGCUAAUAUCUAAAUCACAAGAAGGAACACCAGUGAAGAAGCCUUCGCCUAAAAAGAAGGAUAUUCCAGCGCCGGAGUAUACUGAGCAAGAGAUACUGGUUUGCCUGAAAUCGUUGGAAGAACAAGUGCUGGAAGAAAAGCAAAGAGAGAUGGAAUAUCAGCUACAAGUGCAGGAAGAACGAAAAAAAUGGGAGAAAAAAGAGACCUCUCCUACCGAGCCAUGCGUAGAACCUGAGUGUGUGAAGAUUCGCAUUGAACCUAAACUUGACUUUUCAGGAGAAACGACUGACAAUGGCUCACAGUUGCCGGUCUCUAAACUAAAACAUUUAUACGAACAACGUGGAAUUGCAACGCUUUCCGAUAAUAUUGGAACAGAUAUUAAAACAUCUUAUUCACCUAGUGAAGCUUUCGGCGAAGCAAAAUUGGUAUCACCUAUUGAUUCUGCAACAGGAAAGGCCAAAUCAGAGCAGAGUGUUUGCAUUUCAACUCUCGAAGAAUCGAUAAUUAGAAAAUCGUCUCCUCAAACUCUAGACUUUUCAAUAACGGAGCGGUAUCCAAGCAUGAAUACAGAAGUAAAAAAAAUUAUGUCGGAAGUUUUAGAAGCUUCAAAGCAGAUAAGAGAAGAUGUUAAAGAACUAAAGCCUGACUUAACUCCAACCCCGGAUGGCCAGUUGGUCCAACUGAUUCCUUCAGAGUCGUUGGAAAAAAUCAAGGAUUUAAAAACUUUUGAAGUCACAAUUAAACCCGGGCAGAUUUCCUACGAAACGGAGAAAAUUACCAUAAAAUUACACUCUGUUAACAAACUUGAUGACAUGAAAGAGGCAGUUACAUACCCAUCGCUAAAGCCGCUCGACUCACCUAUUGGUGAGAAGAUCGAUGACGUGCAAAUCGCUACUAAACCACAUUCCCCCAUAUCUUCCGACCCAAUUGCAGACUUGAAAUUGCCAGUUCAUAGCAAGGUACAUUAUGUGAAAACUGAGAGUGACGCCAAAAAGUUCGUUGAAGUGGAAGAAGAUCUUAAAUUUCAGUCGCCUAUAUGUCACAAAGUUACUAGAGAGGCAAAAUUGUCCAUUACCGCGAAGUCGGCUGACGUGGAAGAGGAUCUUAAGUCUCCGUUACUAAAAUCUUCUGCAUUUAUGGCAGACGCAACAUUGCCCAAUCUCGAGAAGCUAGUAGAUAUGAAAAUGACUCCUUUGGAUCAUAAAGCACCGAAAUCUAUAGACGCAGAAUCCCCGAUUGCUGGAAAUGAAAAUGACGUGAAUGAGAGUCCUACUUCUCUAUUACUUACGCCUGUCGAAAUUAAAAAAGAUGACGUAAACGAGUCUCAUUCAUUGCUAAUGCUUAAAUCUGUUGAUUCUAUAAGAGCCGCGAAAUUGCCGAUUGUUGUCGAAGAAGAACAUGAUCAGAGAGAGGCUCUCAAAUCUCCAUUGUCUAAAUCUCCCGAACUUGUUAAAGACGCGAAACUACCAAUUGUUGAGAAAGUAGAUGAUCAGAAAGAGGCUCUCACAUCUCCAUUGCCUAAAUCUCCCGGGUCCAUUAAAGACGCGAAGCUACCAAUUGUCGAGAAACUAGAUGAUCAGAAAGUCGCUCUCACAUCUCCAUUACCUAAAUCUUCCGAACUUGUUAAAGACGCGAAACUACAAAUUGUCGAGAACGCAGAUGAUCAGAAAGAGGCUCUCACAUCUACAAUGCCUAAAUCUCCCGAAUCCAUUAAAGACGCGAAACUCCAAAUUGACGAGAAA